AUGGCGAGCAAGGAGCACGGGCCCCGGAAGCGCUUCGAGCGCGCCCUGGACCGCUCGACCGCGGCAUGGGCGGCAGGAGCGCUGCCGCGCGCCGCCGGGCGGCUCAUGGGCGCAUCUUUGCUCUGGCUCUCCAAGGAGAAGGGGGGCUUGGAGGAGGAGGUCGUUGCCGAGGUCGACGCCCAGGGUCUGCUGCCCCGCCGCGGCGAGAAUGAGGUCGUGGAGCUGCUCGCUGCCAUCGGGCCGGGCGGCUGCGAGGCGGUGCUGCGCGAGGCCCUCGGCGAGGAGAUGUGCAUGUUAGCGCCGCAGCAGUGGCAGGGCGUCCUCGGCGGCAUCGUCGAGCUGCCCGCGCGCGAGCAAGCCGCGGCACUGACGCACGAGGGCCGCUCGGGCGAGGUCGCGCGGGAGCUGGCAGGGGCAGGGGGUCGCGUGGAACGCGGUGGCGCCAUCCAGUCGACGCCGAACGCGGCAGCUGGGGCCGUGGCCGCCCAGCCGAAGGCCCGGCCGAUCCAGCGCGCCUUCCCGCGUCGGGGGGCGGCUCUGGCGUGGAAGCGCGCUGGGGGCACGGCCGUCCACCAGGCAGAGGCGCCCCACCACCAGCUGGACAGAGGAACUGGGCAAGGCGGCGUGGACGCGCCACUCGAGGCUAGCAUAGUCCAGGGGGCGGUCGCGCGGGACGCUCGCAGGGAGCUAUGCGCGCAGCUCCAGACCUCGCCUGGCGUCCGAGGGGAAGCGCGCAGGGACUUCUUCCAGUGGGAGGUUGACUUCGGGGCUUGGCAGGCUGGGGCGGCCCGUUCGUGGGAGCAGAACGUUCAGAAGACCACGGUGAGUUUGCUAUGCGCGCAGGCCCAGGCAGAUCAGCGCGCUGAUGAGUGGCAACUCGCUCGCCUCCGCGAGCUCGCCGACGUGUCCGUCGGCCCGGGCGCCCUGCUGUCGCUCGGCGCCGAGACGUCCAGCAGCGGCGCAGUGGUGCGACAGUUCCAGGAGAAGACGGUGAACCACCUGCUGCGGGCCGGCGGCGUGGAGCUGGCAGCACGUGGAGAGGCGCUCCGAGCCUUCGACAAGGUCAAGGAGAUGGCCGACGCCUGCAAGGCAGCGGGCCUCAUGCCGGCGGAGGAGGUGAUGGGGGAGCUAGACCGGGCGCGAUCCGAACCCCAGAUUCUGGCCAGUUCUCAGCUGGAGGACAUGGACAAACCCUACCUCGAGGAGUUUGUCCGGCGGAGGCCGUGGCGCCGGAGUGGGCCCGCCCUCAGCUCGCGGCACCUGCGGGCGGGGCCGCGUGACUUUGGCGGCAGUCCGAGCCCGCGCGCCUCGACCAGCCAACGCGUGCAGCGGGAGCUGGGGUUGCUCGUCGAGUCGGCGGCGCUGGCCCGGUUCCCCCCGAGGCUGGAGCAGGAGGUCGACAGGGCGGCUCGACGCGCCAACGAGCUCCUGCACCCGCAGACGUGCCAUGAUUGGCUGCGGAAAAUCAACCCACGCGACGGCUCCCGUUCGGCGGAGGACGACUUCUUGAUUGCGGUGGGCAGCCGCCUCGGCGCCGCGCAGGUCUCAGGCGACGAGGCGCAGUGCGCGGUAUGCGGCGAGCCACUGGGCAGUGCCGCCGCUCACUCCACCUGCUGCGCCACCGCCGAGAGCGCACGGGGCCACUGCGCAGUGGUGGCCGCCCUGGCCGACGGCAAGGCGUUGGCGGACCCGCCCCUGCGCGCGGAGGUCCGCGGCCUCGUUUCCUCGGGAGAGCGGCCGGCCGACAUCUUGACCAUGGGGGGCGCGGACGCCUGCGCUGCCGCCUACAUGCGGAAGAUGACUCGCUACUCGCACAUGCUCCCGGCCCUUCGACGCGCUGGCGUCGUCUUCCAGCCUGCCGUGUGGUCAGCGAAGGGGCGCCCGCGCCCUGCCGCAGCGCGCGCCAUGGACUGCGCGGUGCGCAUGGUGCGCACGAGGCGGGGGUCGGAGGCGGCAGCGGAGCUGCAG
Molecule: messenger RNA, 1968 nt
Organism: Prorocentrum cordatum
Lineage: Eukaryota; Dinophyceae; Prorocentrales; Prorocentraceae
Source: the annotation of a GenBank genome assembly